AUGCCUGGCAUGAAGAUUGCUGGCACGGCACCCACCCUGGCAGAAGAUCCGAAUCGUCCUCUGUUCAGGGCCCACAAGUCGCUUCCUCGAAGAACAACUGUCGCUCCCAGCGUCCAGGUCAUCCAUGUGUCACCUGUUGACCACGUCCACGACGAUUCGUCAAACGGCCCUGUUAUCGCCACUGCCCCUGCUCUCCCUUUAACACCUCCCGGUGUCGCUCAAGAGGAGCUCCCAAGAAAUGAGGUCGAUAGGCAAAAGACCGCGUCCUCCCACUCUGUCGCGGGAGCCAUGACGCCUUCGAAACCGUCCCACCCGCCAACUCCUGAAACAACACCGCCUCGAGUUACCCCAACUGUCAACCGACUGGCCGUCAGCCAAUUUGGACAAGCAUCGGCCUCUUCCCGUGCCGAUUCCUUCCAGACAGCCUACGAGAUGAUGUCGGAUGGGGAGACAGAAACUCCCCGGCUUUCGUCCCGGUCAUCGUCGCGCUCGGUGAAGCUCCGAAUGACCCCGAAACAAUCGUCCGAGUCCAGCGAUACUAUAACUGAGGAAACGCCGGGAGUUGAGGCCAUGAAUUUAUCGAAGUAUGGCCCCUCAACUAGGCGAUCCGAGGACGUCAACGAUGACUUCCAUGAUCGGACAAAGGGCCCGGGCAAUGACUCCCACGUUGCAGUCAACCCUUCACCCCGGAACGGAGUGGAUGCGCCUGGCCUGAGCCUACCCCGGGUGCGCAACAAAUCUCUUCAAAAGCGAGUUCGCGACACUUGCGAGCCCCGGCACAGCCCAUCAGUCGAGCAGUUCCGGGAGAUUAUAGGCUGGCCUUCAGACAGCCAACACGAUACGGACAAAGAUUUUCGGAGAGUCUCGGGUGCAUCCGCCGCAUCAUCCACGAUUGAAGCUAUCAUUAUCGAUUCCCCGCGCCCCUCGAAGCGCACGUUGCGACAUACGGAAAAGAGAAGCUCUCUCCGUUCAGCUAGCUCCCCCAUUCCGAGGUCACAACGCACAUCACUGGUCUCGAAUCCGGAUUCCCAGCAUCGCCUCGUUCACAAGGUUGCCCGUAUCACUGAGAACGACCGCAGGAGUAUUGCAUCGGAGAUUUCCAACUCAGGAAGCUCGACGCUUGGUGUCGCACAACAGCAUGUGGAUGUCAUUCCCGUGGUCGUCAUCCCUCAGCGACGGUCGUCCUUGAAGUCUUCCGCUUCGACUAGCCAGAAUCCGUCCAAAGCCGGUUCUAGACGAUCAAGUCGCCGAGCGCCGACGUCAAGCAGUAGACCCGGGUCCAUGGACGUACCACGCCAGAGAAAACGGACCUUGUCCGAUUCUGAUGCCUUCGCUGCCGGUCGAACAGAGUCCAGGGGUCGAAGUUUCGGUCCUCCGAUCAUUCCUCCCCGAAGCAGCUCGCUGUCUGCACCGACAAGCCGAAACAACUCUCGAACGACGUCCUUGACUUCGGAGAGCCUGCAACACCAUACGAUUGCCAUGGACCUCAAAAUGCAAACUCGCCCAGCAGAAGCCCCCGCAGAAACAGCCGACAGACAUCCCAGCGGCCUUGGUCUUGGUGAUGUGCCAGACGUUCCGACAACACAAUCUAUAUUGAUAGGAGUGGAGGACAUGGCUCAUUUAAGGCCGCCGUCGGCGCCUUUCACGCAACUCUCGAUCCCAUCUUCCUCUCCCGGGCCCAUCGAAAUCAAUGAGGCCACGACGAUUGCCUUCUUCCCGCACAACAACGAAUCUCUGUUGCUAGUUGACCCGCGCGGUCAACAGGGCCCUCGGCCCAUAGCGCCGCGAGUGGAGUACCGAAAUAGCCUCGAAACACCGCAGACGCCCGUGACGCAUACGCAAUACGACGUAGACUCGCCGUUAAAGAACCCUCGUCGACCACCAAAGCCGCCCACAUACAAGACCAUCCCGCCUACGCAAUCCUCCGAAGCGGAUCGCCAACUGGGACAGACAACCAACGAUCGCGAAACUGAUGGGCGCCCAAGCCGCGGGCUUGGGUCGCUACGGCGCUGGGCAGCCCGGCCACGAUCUGAGUCCUUCAACUCCUUUACGAGAUCCCUGUCGCUGAGGUCCGCGAAGAACCGCAAGGCCGGUCAGGAUAUUGACUCCAGGCUCGAUCCGUUCUGGCGACCACGCCGAUUCUGGGAAGACUCGUCGGAUCCAGAGGACUCUGCUCGCGACGCGCCUGCGCAGCCAGCUAGAUCCGAUCAAGUCAUCAGCAAUUCUCUGGGUCUACCCCAACAGCGAGUUGUGUUCGAAGGCCCGAAGAUCUCUCGACGCGACCCGGCUACGAGGCGGCGUCUCGACGGGUCAAAGUCCCGCUACCAUGCGAGUAAAGGAUCCCUCAUCGGCAGCGGCGUCUUUGCGCCAGAAGCGCUGUACUCGCAAACCUCCCUCCAUCAUCGUCAAUUCCGCUCUCUCUCGUGGUGGAGACUGCGUCUCCGCUUCGGCCGUGUGCGCAGUAUGCGUCAGCGUUUGCGACGGACCCUCCAGCAGCGCGCCGAGGGCAAGCGAGAGGCCCGAAGAGAGAAGCUCAAGCAAAGCAUCGGCGAAGCUGUCCUUGUGGGGUCCAGCACGCAGACCAGAGCUAUUGCGCGGUAG
Messenger RNA from Aspergillus terreus NIH2624, 2601 nucleotides. RefSeq lists its product as uncharacterized. Lineage: Eukaryota; Fungi; Ascomycota; Eurotiomycetes; Eurotiales; Aspergillaceae. The record is from RefSeq and is a predicted model, not a curated record. The transcript has a single exon. Bases 1 to 2601 code for a protein of 866 amino acids.